Messenger RNA from Vanessa atalanta (red admiral), 703 nucleotides. It is a transcript of the gene mRpL35, whose product is annotated as 39S ribosomal protein L35, mitochondrial. NCBI's taxonomy places the organism in Eukaryota, Metazoa, Arthropoda, Insecta, Lepidoptera, Nymphalidae. The record is from RefSeq and is a predicted model, not a curated record. Bases 98 to 628 code for a protein of 176 amino acids. Gene Ontology annotation, biological process: translation. Gene Ontology annotation, cellular component: ribosome; mitochondrion. Gene Ontology annotation, molecular function: structural constituent of ribosome. The transcript is spliced from 2 exons.
AUUGACAUAUUUCUAAAUUCUAUUUUCUACUUUAGUUUCAAUUGUCCGACUACUGUAUGGAUAUAAUUUAUUAUAAAUAAAGAACGAAUGUCCUAAAAUGUUUCGUUGUGCAACAUCAGUUUUUCGACGUAUACCACCACUAACAAUACCGUACUAUUGUAACGCAUCUAGAAUUAUCUCCAGUCAGCCGAGAUGUUUCUCUACAUUAAAAUCAAUUAAUACGCUUGCAUUUACUGGAUUACCAAAUGGAUCUUUAGUGAAUAACAAACAAAUAUUAGAUAUAUCUAAGAAUCUGAUAGUUCCGGUAAGAACUGUCACUAAGUUCAGCCUGAAAAAAGGUAAAAGGAAGACUGUUAAAGCAGUGGUAAAGAGGUUCUUUAGGUUGCACUGGGGAGGUUGGAUCAGAACUAAAAUUGGUAGGCACAAGAGGCUAUGGAAAAAAUCUCCCCCACAGAAAAGACGUUUAAGACAACAUGUAUUCUGCAAUGGAACCCAAAAUACAUUAUUGGACAAAAUGGUUACUAAAUAUUGGAAAAAACCUAAAUACUAUGUCGAAGAUCCGUAUGCCCCAUACCACACAAGAGAAGAAUUCCCACACACGAGGAAGAAGCCCAGAGAUAUAUACUAGAUGUUCAAAUAAAGCUUAUAAUUUAGGAUUCAUUAAGUCUUAGUUUGAUUUAAAUAUACAGUAAACUAAAAUAAA